Molecule: messenger RNA, 10428 nt
Organism: Portunus trituberculatus (swimming crab)
Lineage: Eukaryota; Metazoa; Arthropoda; Malacostraca; Decapoda; Portunidae
Product: fibrillin-1-like
Molecular function (GO): calcium ion binding
Source: RefSeq, a predicted model, not a curated record
AUGCGUCACCCGAAGGCACCUGCACUCACCCCAGUCGAGCCUCAGUACACAGUGGAUGGAGACACGGAAACAACACGGACUAUAUUUGAUUUUUACCCUGAAGACACGGGUGAGGAAGUUCCUGCCGACACACAGAUGGAGGAGGAACCCCGUGCUGCUUCUGACAGUGGGAUAGAAAGACCCUCUAGCGACUCUGGUAGGAAAAAAGACAAGAAGAAGAAGAAGAAGAAGAAGACUGAAACCUCAACUUUACCAGAAGACUCGAUUGCAGAAUAUCCCGACGAAGACAUGGAGCUGCAGGAUUACCAGAACUACUUGUACGGCCUAGAGAACACUGAGGAGUCUUCCAGCGAGGCCACGGCACUGGAGGACCUGUUUCCAGAGGGUCUUCCUGAAGGUUACCCAACGGACAGGCUAAGAAGUGAUGGGAACUUCUCACAAAACACCAGGUUCAUUGAGACGGAGGACAUUGAUUUCUCUGAGUUGGACCAGUCAUGCGUCAUCUCAGAGGACGACAGUAUCUACCUCCCGCCGCCCAGGGUCCGCCACGCCCACGUCAGCGCCUAUUACACUGUUACCAACCCCGCGCCGCCCCACAACAAGUACGCAGAGGCAGUGUAUGAGUGUGAGUUUGGGUAUCGCCUGAACGAAGACUUCACCAAUAGACUCUUCUGCAGGAGGGACAAGUGGCUCGGGAUGCUGCCCUCCUGUGUGGCGUAUGCCAAGCAAGAAACGACGGGGGAGUGUGGGGAGAACAACGGAGGCUGCCAACAGAUCUGCGAGGCUACUGACGAAGGGCGACAGUGCCUCUGCUAUAAGGGCUUCAAGCUUGAUGAGGACGGGAUCAACUGCGUGGACGUGGACGAGUGCGCGGUGAACAACGGAGGAUGUCAGGGGUCUUGCUUCAACAGGCUGGGGUAUCACCAGUGCGGCUGUCCUUGGGGUUACCGUCUGGCCACCAACGGCAAGACCUGCAUCGAUAAGAAUGAGUGUCUGCUGAGGAACGGCCACGGCCCCUGCCAAGACACCUGUCACAACACGGAGGGCGGCUACUACUGCACCUGUCAUAAUCUUCCCGGGACACACCUGGGCAAGGACAACCACACCUGCGAGGACGAGGACGAGUGUGCGAUCAAUAACGGAGGCUGCUCACACAUCUGUCUCAAUACCUUCGGCCAGAUCUUUUGCACGUGUCCCGAGGGUUUCAUGAUGGCGAUGGACUGGAAGACGUGCGAAGACAUCAACGAGUGUGAGUACGAUGAGAUAGCGAGGGAGUGUAGCCACGGGUGCAUCAACACGGUGGGCAGCUACCGGUGUGCACAGGAGGAUGAGCUGGUUCAUGCCCUUCAGUGCCCCGCCGGUCUGGAGCCCACAGAGGAUGGCGAAAGCUGUAGAGACAUGGAUGAAUGUGAGGACAGUAACUUCGGCUGCUCAGACAUCUGCGUCAACUCUCACGGCUCUGCUCACUGCGCGUGUCCCUCUGGCUUUUUCCUCGAGCAAGACGACAAGACUUGCCAAGACAUUGACGAGUGUGAGGAUGGUACGGCGGAGUGCUCCCACGGUUGCAGCAAUUCUAAAGGCUCUUACACCUGCACCUGCCCCGCCGGCCACACCCUGAACUCUGACCUCACUACCUGCUCAGACAUUGACGAAUGCUCUCAAGACGCCGGCUGCUCCCACGGCUGCGAGAACACGGAUGGCUCCUUCACGUGCACCUGUCCCGAUGGCCUCACGCUGCACACUGAUCUCAUUACCUGUGUAGACAUGGACGAGUGUGUGGAGGAGCACGGGUGUUCGCACGGCUGCCGCAACACAGAGGGCUCCUUCGUCUGUACGUGUCCGCGGGGCCUCUCUCUGGCGCCUGAUGGCUUCACCUGUCGCGAUGUAGACGAGUGUUCCGGGGAGCACAAGUGUUCCCACGGCUGUAAGAACACUGAGGGCUCCCACGCCUGCACCUGUCCCGAGGGCCUGGUCCUGGCGGCUGACCUGGCCACCUGCACUGACGUGGACGAGUGCGCCUUGGAUAACGGCGGGUGCGAGCAAGUGUGCGAGAACACGGAGGGCUCCUACCUGUGCAGCUGUCACGCGGGGUACGUCCUGGCCUCCAACCACACCUGUGUUGAUGAGGAUGAGUGUGCCGAGGACAAUGGCGGCUGUCAGCAGGACUGCACGAACACACCGGGAUCCUACGAGUGCUCCUGCGGCGAGGGUUUCCUACAGGAGGGGAAGCAUGACUGUAGUGACGUGGACGAGUGUGACGAGGACAAUUUUGGAUGUUCCGAUGUAUGUGUGAACACCUUUGGCGGCGCCUACUGCUCCUGCCCUGUCGGUUACUCUCUCAUGCACGACAACAGGACGUGUGAAGACGAUGACGAGUGUGAGGCAGACGGCGGCUGCUCCCACGGCUGUAUCAACACUGAAGGCUCCUUCACUUGCGAGUGUCCAGAGGGCCUCGCUCUCUCUCCGGACAGCGUCACUUGCAUCGAUGUGAACGAGUGUGCUGCAGACAACGGAGGGUGUGACCAGAUCUGCGAAAACACGGAAGGCUCUUUCUACUGUGACUGCGAGGAAGGUUUUGUUCUCUCUGACAACGGCGCCUCGUGUGUGGAUGUGGACGAGUGUGCCGAGGACAACGGUGGUUGCCAGCAGGAAUGUCUCAACGAGCCGGGGUCCUUUUCCUGUUCCUGCUUCCCCGGCUAUGACCUGGAGGACGACUUCCACUGCAGCGACGUGGACGAGUGUGCUCUGCAGCUGUCCACCUGCCAGCAAGACUGUUUCAACCUGCCCGGCAGCUAUGACUGUCUCUGCCACGAUGGCUUCGAGCUCUCCCUUGACAACCACACGUGUGCCGAUAUCGACGAGUGCGGCGUGGACAACGGCUGCUCGCAUUUCUGCACUAACUUUAAUGGCUCCUACACGUGCCACUGCCCGCCGGGACUCAAGCUCUCCGUGGACGAGCACACAUGCAUGGACGUGGACGAGUGCGAGCUGGACAAUGGAGGCUGCUCACACGUCUGUUCCAACUCCAACGGAGGUUACAAGUGUCUGUGUCCAGAGGGAUUUCAUCUCCUGGAGGAUGGAAGCACGCAUGAGAAGCUUCACGAGUGUGUCGAUGUGGACGAGUGUCUGGACAACAACGGGAACUGCAGCCAUGAGUGUCACAACCUGGAGGUCGGCUACGAGUGUAGGUGUCCCUCAGGCUACACCUUCCUGGAGGAGCAGGACGGGUCACUCAGCCGCCACGAGUGUGUUGACGUGGACGAGUGUCGUGAACACAACGGCGGGUGCAGCCACUUCUGCGUUAACACUGAGGGCGGGAUGGAGUGCCAGUGCCCGCGUGGGAUGACAAUGCCUGAAGGUGAACAAGAAUUUGAGUGCCAGGACAUUGACGAGUGCCUGAAAGACAAUGGUGGGUGCAGUCACCUGUGCACCAACCUGCCGGGGACCUACGAGUGUGGCUGUCCUGACGGCUGGCGCCUCGACAUCCACUACGACGACCAGGAUUACUCCGAGGACAUCACCAACUUCGAGGUCUCCAAUGACGUCAUCUGGAGGCAGUGUGUGGACGUGGAUGAGUGCGGCGAUGACCGCGGCGGCUGCAGCCACAUUUGUCACAACGACGACGGCGGGUACCGGUGCUCGUGUCCCGGGUACUGGCUGGGGCGGGACAACAAGACCUGCUGGGAUAUCAAUGAGUGUAACGUUGACAAGGGCGGCUGUUCCCACGAGUGCACCAACACCGAGGGCUCUUUCGUGUGCACAUGUCCCGAGGGCUUCAUGCUGCGGGACGACAAGAGGUGUCAGGACGUGGAUGAGUGUGAGAAUGACAACGGAGGCUGCUCGGACCUGUGCGUCAACCAGCUGGGCCGCUACCACUGCGCCUGCCCUCCGGGUUUUCUGCUGGAGGACGAUGACUUGACCUGCUCAGACAUCAAUGAGUGCGGCAGAGACAAUGGUGGGUGCUCCCACACGUGCCACAAUCUGCACGGCCGCUACACCUGCAGCUGUCCCGCAGGUCUGGUGCUGAAUGAAGAUUCCCACACCUGUGACGACAAAGACGAGUGUGAAACAAACAACGGCGGCUGCUCUCACGAGUGCAUUAACGAGGUGGGCUCCCAUGAGUGUGGGUGUCCUGCUGGCCUCACCCUGGCGGUGGACGGACGCACUUGUCUAGAUGUGGAUGAGUGUGGAAUGAAGAAUGGCGGAUGCUCCCACCAGUGCACCAACCACGAGGGCCACUACACGUGUCUGUGCCCCGCCGGAACGGUUCUCUCCGCAGACAACCACACGUGCGAGGACGUGAACGAGUGUGCCGAGAGGAACGGAGGCUGCAGCUACAAGUGCAUCAACACGGAGGGCAGCUACGAGUGUCACUGCCGCCUGGGGAUGGAAGUGGGGCUCGACGGACACACCUGCCAGGACGUGGACGAGUGUGCCGAUGGGAAUGGAGGCUGCAGUGACCACUGCCACAACACCAGAGGCUCCUUCAGGUGUGAGUGUCCCCUCGGGUACUCCCUGGGGCUGGACGGAGCCACGUGUGAGGACAUCAAUGAGUGUGAACUGGCCAACGGAGGCUGCUCGCACGGUUGCAUCAACACUGAGGCUGUAUUCUUCCUGUGUUCUUCUUGCAGGUGUUCUGAGGGGUACAAGCUGGGGGAGGACUUGCUGACGUGUGUGGAUAUUGACGAGUGCCUUGAGUCUCCCUGUGAACACGAUUGCGUCAACAUCCCAGGCUCUUACUACUGCUCCUGCAAUACAGGGUUCAGACCGAGGCCAGACGCCGCUCACCGCUGCUGGGACGUGAACGAGUGCGAGGAGGACAACGGAGGGUGUGCACGUGACUGCUUCAACACUAUCGGCUCUUACCACUGCCGCUGCCCGCGUGGCUACGAGCUAGGAAGGGACAAGCACUCCUGCGAGGCCAACCCAGUAUUCUGUCCUGUGAUGGUGGCGCCUCUGCACGGGGAAAUGACUUGCUCUCACAACCUCAUCGGGAACGCUUAUCCUCACGGCACCACCUGCUCCUCGUCCUGCUUCCUCGGGUUCGCCCUUCACGGCAACUCCAACGCCACCUGCCUCUCCACUGGUGUCUGGUCCGCCAAUCCCGCUACGUGCCGAGCCAUGAAGUGUGCAAUGCUGGUUGACGUGGACCACGGGAGAGUGUCGCCGAAGAGGUGCACGAGUAGAACCUCCAGCGUGGGCCAGCACUGUUACCUCUCCUGCUCCCCCGGGUACAGAGUAGUGGGCAACCCUGUGAGGACCUGCCAGACUAGUGGAUUAUGGUCUCCUGAAACCACCAGCCCCUACUGCGAGAAGGAUUCCCUCAAGCCGUUCAUCCAGUGUCCCAGUGACGUGCAGGUGGAUCUGGCACCCCACAUGAGCUCCGCCUACGUGCGCCUCCCACAACCCAAGGCAAACGUGGACUGGUUCAGAUAUGCCCCAAGUGUUUCCCGAAGGAGAGAAGAUUCCCGCGACUCAGAGGACCCGAGGUACGUGGACGCCUCCCCGGACUGGGCCAAGCAGCUAGAGGCGGACCUGCCGGCGGGGAAGACCACUGUGACCUUCGUGGCGCGCUCUCCAAUGUCUGAUGAGUCCGCCGCGUGUUCCUUCAUGGUGGAGGUGCGAGACAAAGAGGACCCACAGGUGUUCGGAUGCCCCAAGUCUUUCACGGUGCUGCUGACAGAGGGGCAAGCAACGGCCGAGGUGGUGUGGAAGGAGCCGCUCUUCAAAGAUAACGUGGAAAUCUCUCACUUAUGGAAAUCGCUGGAACCCGGGCGCUACUUGACGGCAGGAACGUACCCGGUGCAUUAUGUGGCCAUGGACCCCUACAGGAACAGGGCCAAGUGCUCCUUCGUCGUCACUGUACAACCCGAGGAAGGAGGAGAAGGAGCAGGAGGCGGCAGUGGUGGUGGUGGUGGUGAGGGGGAGCAGUGCGGGAGGCCAGGGGAAGCGAUGGGCGUCUCGUGGGUGUGCAAGGAGCUGGCCUGGGGGCGGAUGUGUCGUCCCUCCUGCCUGCCUGGGUUUGUCAUGACCACCGCCCCUCCCUCUCCACUUUACAUAUGCGGCCGUCACACCGGGCUAUGGUACCCCAGCGCACACCUCCCCUCCUGCACACCCGCCGUACCACUCAAGCCAAGUGAUGGCUGUCUGCCCGGGUUUGAAUGGAGGGAAGCCCAUCCGAAUGUAUGCCUGGCGUGUUCCCCAGGGAUGUACAGUGGUGGGCAGAAACAGCGAUGUACUCCAUGCCCAGUGGGAACAUUCACGGACAAGUACGCAAGUAAUCCCGUGCGAGGGGAGACGCCCGCCAGCACUUCGCCGGAGCUGCCGCAGGGAAGGACGCUCGGGAGGAGCUUCUUCGACACCUUCUCCCUCGCGUCUCUCCGUCCGGGCUCCACUCUCGCCUUCGCCCACGCUCAGGCCCGCGGCGGUCCCAACAGCAACACACAAGCCCUCGCCCACGCCAGGGUCACCAGCUACGGCUAGACGCCCCGCUCCUGUCGCCUCUGCGUUGUUUAGUCGUCUGGAAUGAGUGUUGUGCUGUGUGUUGUGUGUUGUGAGUUUAGUGUGCGGGAUGUACUGUUUUUGUUAUGGAUUUUCAGUGUUUAAGUCUUUGGAGGAAUGCAAGAGGAAGAAUCCAUAAUAAUAUUUGUUUUUCCUUUUGUUUAUUUGAAUCGUGUAGGUUUCUAGAUUCCUCUUUCUCUUUUCUCCUUCUCCUCCUUUUCCUCCUCCUUCUAUAGCGUCAGAUACGUUGAUUGUGAUAAUACAAUGCACGGAUGUGUUUAUGUGUGUGUGUGUGUGUUCCUCUCUUUUUUUUCGUCAGAGUUUAUAUAUUCGUGUAAAUCAAGCACAGUAAAGCUUCCUAAUGCUGCAGUUCCUCCUCCCGUGACCAACAUACAUUUCACCUCUCGAGUUUGGAGGUAUUCAUGUUACAUUAGUAGUUGUGUUCACUCUGGCGGGGAACCUUCCUUCAGAGACUCCCCUUCCCAUUUGUCCGCUCCCCUACACUAGCAAAGGGAGGUCAGUGUUUGUUUUAGGAAGGCCAUACACACCUACUUCCACCCUGCUGCAGUGUUGUAGCAUUAAUGUAUCAGUAGCGUGUGGGCCACCUUAAUAGCAGAGGCACUGGUGAGGCUUGGUGAGGAGCGCGUUUGUUAAAGGUUAGGAUUGGUGAGAUAGGGUUGGUGAGGGUCAGGCUUCGGGAGUCAAGCUUGGUGAAAGUCAGUGUUGUUGAAAGUCAGUCUGGGAAAAGAUAAAAUUUUGAGUCUCUUUUUUUCGUGAGUGUCAGUCUUAGCGAGAUGAAUCAGUCAGUGUUUCAAGAAAGUCAUUUUUAGCGCCAGACGAAGAGCUACCUCUGAUGUCACCAAGCAUCUCUCUCUCUCUCUCUCUCUCUCUCUCUCUCUCUCUCUCUCUCUCUCUCUCUCUCUCUCUCUCUCUCUCAUGGCCAAUGCUUCACAACUUUAGGACACCAAGAUCAUCCUUUCCCCAGUGCAGUAUCCCCAGUCACAACCAUGAUGAAGGAAACACUCAUUACUACUACACAGAAGAUCCUGGGAUGAAACACUGCAGCAUUUCUUCAGAAGUGACCGUUCCUUGUGCUAAAAAGAACAAAGGCUUACUUAAUCUAGCCGACUUAAAAAGCAGAAGGUUUACUGUGUUUAUUUUUACCAGUUCCAGCGUCUCGUGUUGUCAUGUUGCCGCUGAUUUCAUGGACUUUUGGUGCUUCCGUGCAGUGAUUUAGGGCAUAACGAGGAAGGGCAAUUCAUAGUGUUAAGCUUUAAUUUGUCACUCCCGCGCGGGGACAGCUAUACAGUACAGUAAGUGCCGCUGUCCGCCACCAGGGCCUGACAGGGACUCUUGCCAACACGCCUUGCACGGUGUUCCAAAAUUACCUUUACUUUUUUAGAUAUGAGAUUUACUUAUUGUUUUCUUUAUUGAGAUAGUUUUUAUGUACGAUAUUUCCUCCAGUUUCUCUUCCUGUGUGAGUCAUUCUCUUCAGACACCAGAGUUAUUACUGCCAGCUGUAUCGUAAGUGUUUUUUGGGACAAUAUGAUGUUUUAUAUUCCGUUUUCUGCUUCUCUUUAUCUUUUGUUUUCCUGGACCACACACUAGAGCCAAACUUAAGAGAUAUACUUUACGAUAUUCCGUUUUAGUCAAGCUUUCUGCAGCACACUUACGCCGGGCCAGACUCAGUUGUUUGGAGUGUGGGGUGAAACAAUGGACUCUCUCGGUGUGGGGUUAGUAGUGCUUGCCUGUCUCUCAGCGCGUAAUGAAGUGGAGUGAGAGGAGCAGCGUGAGGGGGAGGUCAGUCACCCGAGUUUGUGCGUCGCGGUUACUCUUUCCCCUUCUGUUUGUUGGCGUGCCUCAUUGAUUUAUCACGCCGCUUCUCCUAACAAGACACCGCUGUCAAAACAUCAAUUAUUUCCAUCAGUUUUUUUUUUUUUUUUCUCCCGUUGCUGAGUUCCUUCCUGCGAUGUUUGGUGCUAAAAUCUUAAUGUUUGUUGACUCGCUUCUUUGAGACACAAUAGCGUUGCACUGAUAAGAGAAAAUGCUAGCAAAAUAUUUAUCAUUUCCCUCAAUAUCAUACUCGUUUUAUUCAUUCUUUGCUUAAUCCUCAUUUCUCUUUCUGAAUUCUAAUAUUUGUUGAUACAGUUCUUUGGGAUACAAUGGCGCCUUAAUGUAACAAAGGUCUUCAAAAUAUAAGUAAUUUGCUUCAACACUUCCAAUUUUCGUUCCGAGCCAAACUGUUUGCUAUAGUAAAUAUCUACUGCAACAUUUUUAUUCUUUUUUUUUUUUUUUUUUUUUGGGAUAUACGAAAACUCGAUGAUGAUUUCACGUCAGCUAAUUAUUUCCAUUUCAUUUCAAGCUUAACUUUAUUGUGGUAAUGUGAAAUUUGAAAACCGUUCUGUGGAUAUUUGAGUCGUUAAUUGGUGGGCACAGGUAGGCACUAAUUGGUGAUGCGGCACGUGAGGCACAGAGGAAUUGAUUGGUCGACUGGUUAAUAAAAAUGUGGUUUUACGUACGUCAAUUUCAUAGCGGUAUACUGAAACGCUUUUGGCCGCACCUACUUUCAAAAGCCUCUAUAAAGUUGAAGCUACACGAGUUUUACGAGUGCUUUUUUUUCCAAUUCUAGUGACAGAUUAACAAGAGUUCUACAUCAUCAACAGGAAAAAACACUCUUGAGAAGCCGGCUAAUCAUCUCUGUGGCCUUUGUAAGCAGUGGUGGGAGCAAAACCUUACAGAAUACCGGCUAUAGAUGAGAUAGUGAGGCAAGCACGCGCAAUAUUACACCACAACAAACAGCGACUAAACGUUUACCUUCCUCCAUCUAGUGUGUGCGUCAGUGGGUCACCUUAUUGCUGUGUUUUGUGGCGAGAAGGGAUGAUACCGAAAUAGCACUAGCGCUUUCAUUUGCGGUUUAGGUUAGGUUAGGUUAGGUUAGAUUAGAUAAGGUGUCGAUUAAUUCAGUGCGUUGGUUUCACUGCUGACCCCUUGCUUGUGUAGACUUGAGUUAUAUUUUGUCGUGAAAUUAAGCUAAAGUGUUUUGAGGUUGGAAGGCUAAAGUUAUUUCUAUAAUAGCCAAGUCCCUCAAUAAUCAGAAAGAUAUGCAGUCCUGAUAUUACUUCUUUAAGCAUUCUGUCUCAAUGUAAUACUGCCAGAGAUGUGAAAUACUGAGUGUCUCGUGGUGUAAGUAGUCGACGCUAUUUAUCGCCACUACUGUUACUUUAGUCAGUCGUUAAUACAGGAAACUGAGUGAUAUUUUACUUAUAAGCUCCAGGAUAACCAGAGAAGCGUUCCUAUCGACAACAGCCUUCAGUGAGUGAAACAAAAAGGUGCAUUUUUCACAUCAUAUCGAUUACCAGAACUUCAUUAUUCUUCACCCUUUAAUAAAAAUCUGUCAAUCUACAAACCCCGACCAGAAAAACAAUGUAAUUUUUAAUGUAGGCGACAAUACCCUGCAGCGUGUACUUGUAUAUACAUAGACUAUAGUAAAGGAGGUGGAAAGAACAGGUGGCGCUGGUUCCCACGUUGUAGUCUGCCCUCCUACCUGUGUUCAGUCUUCCCUUUGCCGUGGGAAUGCAGGUUCACUUGUGUGGUGUCCCUCCUCUUCAGUAAAGCCGUGUGUAUAUGUAUGUAAUAGGAUAUAUAGAUAGACCUUAAGUUAUUGUCUACUACCAUAACAUUUUGCUCCUGUAUUAUGAAAAAAUUGUUAGAUAUACUGACUACUCUAAGGUUAGUUGUAAGAAAUCCUAAUCUUGCUUGUGCCAUUAAAGGUGGAGUGUGUGCAGAUAAAAAUCGUGAAAUUAAUGUGCUUCGAAGACUUUUUUAGGUUAGUUAGUGUUUUUCUAGUUGAUCCACCUGCAACAAGACCCAAAGGUAAGGUACACGGAGGGAUGAUGUACAUUUUAUGAAAUAGAAAUAAUGAUGAUU